Messenger RNA from Anopheles marshallii, 468 nucleotides. It is a transcript of the gene Taf12, whose product is annotated as transcription initiation factor TFIID subunit 12. The coding region runs from base 1 to 468 and encodes 155 amino acids. Gene Ontology annotation, cellular component: SAGA complex; SLIK (SAGA-like) complex; transcription factor TFIID complex. The record is from RefSeq and is a predicted model, not a curated record. Gene Ontology annotation, molecular function: protein heterodimerization activity; TBP-class protein binding; DNA binding. Gene Ontology annotation, biological process: RNA polymerase II preinitiation complex assembly; DNA-templated transcription initiation. Lineage: Eukaryota; Metazoa; Arthropoda; Insecta; Diptera; Culicidae. The transcript is spliced from 2 exons.
AUGGCUUCACCGUCUCAAAGCAGUCCAGCCACGACAGGAACGACAAACGCUAUCGGCGGUACAGGUACAAAAGCUACUUCUGGUACUGGUUCCACAGCUGGCACAACAUCUUCAUCUGGCAAUAGUGGGACAGAUAGCACUACCCAGCUCCUAACUAAACCUCGGCUGCAGGAACUGGUUCGCGAAAUAGACCCUACGGAACAGCUAGACGAAGAGGUGGAAGAGCUGUUGUUACAAAUAGCGGACGAUUUUGUAGAGAACACGGUGAAUGCCGCUUGCCUGUUAGCCAAACAUCGCAAGGUCGCGAAGGUAGAAGUACGUGAUGUACAGUUGCAUCUAGAACGCAACUGGAACAUGUGGAUUCCUGGCUUUGGUACGGAUGAAUUAAGACCGUAUAAGAGAGCGACCGUGACCGAAGCCCACAAACAACGAUUGGCUCUAAUAAGGAAAGCCAUAAAGAAAUACUAG